AUGGAUACAGAGUUGUCGGUCUACUCAACUUUCUCCGAGGAAACCACCGAGCAAGAAGAUGAUAGUAUAUACUACCCGGAAGGAGGUCUCCAGGCAUGGCUGGUGGUCUUCGGCGCAUGGUGCGCUAUGGUCCCAGCCUUGGGCUUGAUGAACACUGCGGGGACGCUCCAUAUCUGGACCAGCACCCAUCAGCUCAGAGACUACCCGGAGUCGAGCUAUGGCUGGAUUUAUGGUGCAUAUGGAUUCUUCCUUUACUUCGCAGGGGCCCAAAGUGGGCCAAUCUUGGAUACAUGGGGCCCAACCUACAUCAUUCUUCCAGGGUCCGUCGGCAUGGUAGUAUCGUUGGUAUGCCUCAGUUUUAGUAAAGAAUACUAUCAGAUCUUCCUGUCUUUCAGCGUUUUGGGAGGAAUAUCGGCUAGUGCUCUGUUCACUCCGGCUGUUGCAGCAAUCGGCCAUUGGUUCAACGUCCGUCGAGCAUUUGUCACUGGACUUGCUUGCACAGCUGGAGGACUCGGGGGUGUGAUCUUCCCUGCGAUCAUCUACUUCAAUGCGCCAAAGAUCGGAUUUGGCUGGUCGAUCCGGAUCAUUGCACUCCUGAGCCUCGUCCUCUGUGCUAUCGCGUGUCUUCUGAUCAGGACCCGGCUACCUCUCGGCAAAGAAACCGGAGGCAGUGCGCUAGCAGAUUUCAAAGCACUGAAAGAUCCCAAGUACGCCGUCACCACAGCCGCAAUAUUUCUUGCUGACUUUGCCGUGUUCGUACCAAACACAUACCUUUCUUCAUAUGCAGUCCACGUGGGGUUGAGCAACACAGUUUCAUACUUGUUGCUUGUCUUCCUGAACAUCGGACUGAUCCCUGGCCGUCUGUUACCGGGUCUAGCUGCUGAUCGCUUAGGGAGGUUCAACAUGAUGGUUGUUACCUCCCUUGUAUGCUCAAUAUUGACCCUUGCAUUGUGGUACAAGUCUGGAAGUAGCUUGGGCGCAAUUGUCUGUUAUGCCGUACUGUUUGGCUUCUGGAGCGGAGCUGCCAUGAGUCUGUCCCCGGUCUGUAUCUCACAGAUCUGUGCAACUGAGGACUACGGAGCGCGGACGGGCACAACGUAUACCAUCGCCAGUCUCGGCGUACUCACGGGGAUUCCGAUCGCCGGUGCAAUCAUCCAGCGCGAUCAUGGGCAGUACGGCGGGCUCAUCAUCUUCGCGGGUGUGCUGUAUCUCGCGGCAGCAGCAGUGUUUGCCGUAGCUCGGGCGAUUUGCAGGGGUUGGUCGUUGAAGACCCGAUUCUGA
This is a messenger RNA of Aspergillus luchuensis, 1281 nucleotides long. RefSeq lists its product as uncharacterized. Bases 1 to 1281 code for a protein of 426 amino acids. The transcript is spliced from 3 exons. Gene Ontology annotation, biological process: transmembrane transport. Gene Ontology annotation, cellular component: fungal-type vacuole membrane. The record is from RefSeq and is a predicted model, not a curated record. NCBI's taxonomy places the organism in Eukaryota, Fungi, Ascomycota, Eurotiomycetes, Eurotiales, Aspergillaceae. Gene Ontology annotation, molecular function: transmembrane transporter activity.